Messenger RNA from Ruditapes philippinarum (Manila clam), 1287 nucleotides. Its product is annotated as chitin deacetylase 7-like. Bases 103 to 1086 code for a protein of 327 amino acids. The record is from RefSeq and is a predicted model, not a curated record. Gene Ontology annotation, biological process: carbohydrate metabolic process. The transcript has 8 exons. NCBI's taxonomy places the organism in Eukaryota, Metazoa, Mollusca, Bivalvia, Venerida, Veneridae.
AUUUUUAUCUUUUGGUAUAAAAUAUGUCACGCUUCCGCUUCUAUCAUUCAUCUUUCGAUUUUUUAACAUAUAAUUUGCAGGACAAAAAUAAGCAAUACAACCAUGAGGCUUUCAUUGCUGCUAUUAUCAGCAUUGGUUGGACUAAGUUUACAACAAUGUGACCCGAAAAGAUGUACCAUUCCCAACUGCCGCUGUUACGACGAUCGUACCAUACCCGGUAGUUUAUCGAAAUCAGAAACACCACAGAUCGUAAUGGUGUCGUUUGAGGGAACAAUAAACUCGGAUAACAUAAAGGAUUAUCUUCCAAUUUUUCAAAGUGUUACUAAUCCAAAUAAUUGUCCUGCUAGAGGAACAUUUUUCAUUGAAGAUUCUGGGACAGCGUACGAUCUAGUAAAAGACAUCAGUAGUGAUGGCCAUGAAAUUGGGAUAUCGUCGGUUGACGGGAAUGCCCCGAGUUCUUCUACUGGCUGGAUAGAUAUGAUCAAAAAAGUAUCCUCGGAACUUGAAGGACACAAUAUUGAUUUAAAGGAAGUGAAAGGCGUGCGAGCACCACAACUUGCAAUGGGUGGAAAUGCUGAGAUGACUGGUAUCGGGAGCAGCAACCUAUUAUAUGAUUCAUCAUGUUCAAGCGUGUCAUUCUCUUCCGCAAACACAUUAAUCUGGCCGUACACGUUUGACUACAUGCCGACAGCUGCUUGUGAUAACGGAAACGCACCUACUUUGCCUUUCCCAGGGAGGUGGGAAGUGCCCAUAGCAGAUCUACAUGAUAUCAAUGGUGACAAACUACCUUGUGUUGUACCUUCUGGUUGCCGGAACAUAACAACGAAAAGGGACGCUUUCGACAUAUUUUUUAAUGCAUUUGCAGGUCACUAUAAUGGUAAUCGAGCUCCAUUUCUUAUGAUUGUUGAUCCUUCUUGGGCAAGUAACCAGGACAAACGGGACGGAACAGCUGAAUUCUUACAGUAUAUUCGAUCAGCAUUUACGAAUGAAGUUUGGAUUGUCCCGAUACAGAAGGCUUUAGAAUGGAUACAAAAACCUGUUCCAAUUGCAGAACUAAAUGACUUUGCACCGUGGCAGUGUAAAUGAGCUUUUUGUACUGUAUCAUAAACAUUUAUAACAUUUUAUUAUCAAUUAUCGGUCAAUAACCAUUAUAAUAAACAAUGUUUUGAAAUAGAGAACUAGUUCAACUCGACAGCGAAAGAAAAAAAAAAGAGAAUAAUGACACUUUAAGGUGAUAUAAAUGUGAAACAAAAUGAAAGUUCGUCUAUAAUAAAUAUUAUCAUGUAA